Molecule: messenger RNA, 1830 nt
Organism: Coprinopsis cinerea okayama7#130
Lineage: Eukaryota; Fungi; Basidiomycota; Agaricomycetes; Agaricales; Psathyrellaceae
Product: other/FunK1 protein kinase
Exons: 6
Coding region: 1-1830 (609 amino acids)
Source: RefSeq, a predicted model, not a curated record
AUGAAAUCAUUCCAGACGGCUGGUAAUGCCGUUCGCAGAGCUCUUCACAAGCUCAAAGGGCCGGCUCCCAACGAAAACGUUAUUCGCACUCUAGAAGUAGACGAAGGUUCUAUCAAUGGAUGCCUCACGAACAAUUGUGAUGGAGAGCUGCGGUUGACGGACGUUGUCGUUCCGUUCAAGGUCAUCUCGACGAAGCCGCAAGCGCAGAAUAAUGCGUUCGAUGACGGGACACUUCACCCCCUCAUUCCCAUUGCGAUCGACGUAAUGAACGGCGACCCACGCCGGCGGUUCAUGCAUGGGGUAACUAUCAAAGAUUGCCAGGUCACCCUCUAUUAUCUUUCUCGCUCGGCAUGCGCCAAAUCUACACCUUUUGAUGUAACCAAGUAUCCUGAAUUCCUCAUUCGUGCGCUCGUUGCGAUGCUUACAGGCACAGAGUCACACCUUGGCUUUGACCCCCUCGUCACGCUGCUCCCUGACGGUGGUUACGUGUACGAGAUACCACCAGAGGGGCCAUCGAUGGCCCCUCAAUUCUAUCAGACUGUCGAGUUGUUGUCCAUGCGUCAUACACGACGUCUCAUUGGUCGCAUGGCUCGCAUUUGGCGAGUGCGCCAAAUAACCUCUCCCGCCUCCCUGGAACGGGUACCAAACACCUCCGAUUUCGUGCUAAAGGAUGCGUCUCUAGAGGCUGACGCACCCACUGAAGUCGAGAUACAGCAUCUGCUGUUCACCGACAUCGUCGCCUUUGCGAAUGACCCUAAUUGGCGAGCACACCCGAUCCUGCAGGACUUUCGACCGGAGGAUCUCGAUAGUCUUGGGGUCGCAUUGAGGGAUGGUGAUCCCCUGGCGUUUUUCUCCCGUAUCAUCUCCAGCUGUGUAGGAGAGCCUGAACUCUCUUCACCAGGCUCCAUUACGCGUCGCCAGUGUCGCUACGUGUAUGAGCAGGUUUGCACCCCUCUCCACGACAUACCGACGCUCGGUGAAGCCGUCGAUGUCCUCAAACAAACGCUUAUCGCACUUCGUAUUAUGUUCUGCGCUGGAUGGGUUCAUCGAGAUGUCAGUCCCGGCAAUAUUCUGGCCUAUCGAGCCGCCUCUACCGGUGAUUGGCGCGUAAAGCUUUCGGAUCUUGAGUUUUCGAAACGGUUUCCCGGCAUGGACCAAUCGAAGCCCGAGACAAAAAUUGGAACCCCUUACUUCAUGGCGUGCGAGCUUCUUGGUGAAAAGCCACUCACCGCCUACGUCCCUCGGUCUGACUGCCGGUCCGAUUCUGCCCCUCGCCGUUCCUUGCGCGAGCCCCAGCCAUUGAUACACAACUACCAAUACGAUCUCGAAUCUAUAUUCUGGAUCCUUCUCUGGUUGGUGUCGGUGAGGGUGAAAGAGAACUGUGUUGCCGAUAGUCCGCACCAUCCCCUUAUCUUUCAACAUAGGCUCGACAAAGAAUACGCGGCCGUUCGAACGUGGGUGUUUGUCCACGAACUCCAGGACAGCGACGACGUCCCUCAGGUCCCUUUGCAUCUGAGAACUUUUGUUAUGAGCCACCUGGAGGGAUUGCGCCAGAGUCUCUUCGGCGAAUAUAUAGUGCGGCAUAACAGCGGGUCCAGAGAAGAUAUAUCGACCUACUCUUGGAUUCUGAGUCCUGCGUUUUGCACCUUCUUCGCAGGCAUCGAUCGACUCCGCGCCGAAUGGGACUCUGUUGAACUUUUAGUGGAGGAAGAGCACGCCGAAGGAAAAGAGGAGAGGACGGAAAGGAUAGUGUCGAAGAAGCGAAAGCGCAUAGGCGACGGGGACGGGGGUGGGGAUGAGGAUGAGGAUGCCGAAGUCUCAGAGAUUUAA